GCACUCGUGAUUCACUGUGCAUCGUGACGACGCUUUUCCCCAACUUCAUCUGCCUUUUUGGCAAAUUCCCUUACUUUUCCAGUCACAUCAAAAUCCCGGGAUAAUUCUGUUUUCCAGGUCGAAUGGUGUGACGAAAGAGAUGCAGCUUCUUCUUCCUCCUGACACGUGCAUGUAACCGAGCAAGGGAGAUUGGCCGAGGCAAAACGUGCAAGCUGUGCUGUCUGGGGCUUUUUCUGGGUUUCCCUCGGACUGUGGAUGUCAGAUAUAUGUCGGCACAGUUCCCUUAAAAGUCCGCCCUUGCGCACAUUCCUUCAGAGCGUUAGCCGUGACGAUGCCCAUCUCUGUGAGCCCGACAACUGCAGUGCCGCCACAACUAUCCCUACGAGUAAAUUGCUCGAUGCGAUGUCCAAACCAGAGGCUGGGAUUCUGCAGGGCGGCUUCAGCAGCAUCGGCUCUCAGUCGGAAUGCUACAAGGUUCAUGCGAACCUCAACAUGAGCGGCCGGGACAUGGAUGGGGUACAAUAUAACGUGAACAAAAUAACUGGCCGAUAUUGUGCCGUGCGAUACAAAAUUGAUUUGGCUGGGCUGCUGGACCUUGUGUACUCGGAAGAUGCCAGUUCUGCCACGUACAGGAACAUCAUCAAUGAUCUUCUUGGAAAAGAUAAAUACCUUCUACGAGAAGUGGACAACGUGGUGGAAGAAUUUCCAGGUUUCUUUGGGCUCUGCAUCCCAUCCACAUGCAGCAAAAGUGAUAUGCAAGCCCUCUUCACAUUUGUACAACCACUCGUCAAAUCUUUCCUGAACAUCAACGUCAGUUCUCAAGUUGUCUCCUGUAAGACACAAAUGGAAGCAGAUGACAUGCAAAUGACACCGGUCAUCCUGGCUGCCUUGAGCGCUUUGGGCAUUUUGCUCGUACUAAUGUGCAUCGGGACGCUGCUGACCUUUCUUGAUGCCAGGAACUCACAAUGUCCACACAAGAAUCCAAAUGCUAGAAAGAGCCUGAUGGGUGAGUUGCUGCGCUCCUUCUCCGCAACCAAGAAUAUAGGCCUCUUGUUUGCUAUGGAGGACAACCCGUCGAAGCUACAAUGCGUGCAUGGCCUACGAGCUCUGAGCAUAAUUUGGGUUGUUUUGGGCUACGUCCUUGUGCUGCAUUCGAUGAUGCUGACGCAGAACCUUAUACUACUCAAGGAUAAAAUGAAGGACAUCACCAUACAGUUUCUGGUAAACUUCACACCGGGAGCUGAUACGCUGCUCUGCGUCUUAGGAAUGAUGAUGGUGUACGACACCCUGACGAAACUGAGGGAAGAGAACCACAGAAGAACCAGAGGGUUCCUCUUUAGAUAUCUCCUUCACCGUGUUAUCAGGGUACUCCCGUUACUGUUGCUGACAACUCUUCUGAUAGUUCCCCUUUUUCCAUACCUCGGCGAGGGUCCGACAUGGGACAUUGAGAGCAACCGCCUCGUCUCUCGCUGUUCCGAUACUUGGUGGUGGAAUAUUUUUCUAGUCAACAAUUACCUUUCCCGUUGUCAACAGUGCAUGGAACACACCUGGUUCUUCGCGCUUCUGAUGCAAUGCACACUUGUGGGCCUCUUUAUCAUUCCAGUCUGGUAUCAUCGAGCAGCAGCCGGUCAUGUCUUGUCUGGAGCUCUUGUUUCGGCCACUGUGGUGCUCACAUCUGUUGUAACGUACAUGUUCGAUCUCGGUCCCACAUGGCUGCUCAGGGAAUACAGACCAGGGUCUCGCAGUGAAUACAUCGAAAAAAUCUACACCCCUAUGUACACACGCGGCGGUGUGUUCUUCGUCGGCAUGAUAGCGGGCUACAUUCUAGUUCACAAGAAGAAAUUUGUCAUGAACAAGCUUUGCGUUCUACUCGGUUGGCUAUGUUCCUUGUCUGUCAUACUGGCCAUAAUACACAUACCUUUCAAAUGGAACCGUGGUGAAGACCUGCCCGACGCGAAAGUGUCAGCUGCUUAUGGAGGCUUCUCUAGGGUCCUCUGGUCUAUCGCUGUGUCUUGGAUCGUCAUAGCGUGCGCUUCUGGAAAUGGAGGUCCGAUGAACACGAUGCUGUCAUUCAAGAUAUGGCUUCCUCUGAGCAGGCUCAUGUACUCCUGGUACAUCGUCAGCCCUUUAGUGAUCAUUUAUGCCAACGGGGUUCGUGAACACAUGUUUUUUCUUUCGUACGACGCUAUGUCCUACGUCCUUAUACACCACUUGGUAAUCAGCACAGCGGUUGCCAUAGCGGCAGCCAUCUGCUUCGAGCUGCCCUUCUUAAACCUGGAAGAAAUAAUUGCCAAGCGAAGAAAACCACAAGUGGACAUACAGGAGACUGCCCUGCAAGUUCCAAGGGUGAAGCCUUUUUGGCUGGAGCAAAGUGGCGUUAAUCCUGGUUAUGUCCACGAUCGCGCCUAAGGGGAUACCAUCGGAGUGCCUCUUUUUAUGGAAACGUACAACAAACAACAACUUUAUUUUUUAGAUGAUCAAUGGGAAUGUACGGGUUUUAUUCGGUAUAGAUUAUGUAUAAAAAAAGCUGCGAGAGCAUCGGCGAUGCGAUUUUGGCGGCAGGCUGGUUAUGCAGCCAAGCGAACAUAGCGUGUGCGACUAAUGGACGAUUAAUUAGCUCGAAUUCAUUAAUUAAUUUAUUAAUUAGAUGUUUUCUGGGAAAUGCCAGGUAACAGAAUUGGAGCCAGCGAUUAUUCAAAUCCGUCUUCCUUAUUAAACACCGUGAGAAACGAACAUACCUUGAGAUAUGAAUUGCCAAAUUUCGCUAUGCAAAUGAGCCGAAGCCAGAACAACAAACGAGCAUUACUCAUUAUAUAAACAAGCAGAUCCAUUGCGCAUAGCAUCUUUGCGGCGCUAACACGCAAUCAAAUAUAUAUGUAAGACUUCACUGCGUGACGUCAUAGCGAUGCGGUGGCGCUGCUGUCCCGUUUGGUGGGAAAAAAUCGCGUGAUGAUCAAGUCACUGAGUAUUUUCGGUCACUAAUAAAGGCAUGCCGCAAAGUUGUGUAGCUAUAUUGGAUGUGGUACGCGGUACAGACAUGCCGUACCAACGCCACCUAGAUACAGAAGGUGUACUUAUUGCCUCCUCUCCCUACGUGGACAUAUUAGUCACAACUGCAAUUCAAGAACCCGCAAAUGACUUGGAACCUGUAGAUCCGAAUAUUUAGACAAAAAGUGCACUUUCCAGUUUUGAAAAAGAUUGGGGCCAUUUAGUACGCGGGGCACCACUCGCAGAUGACGGUGGUUCGUCUUCAUGGCCACGUUCGUGAUUGGCUGACUAUUAGUUGUUACGUCACGUCGACGAGUAAGCAGGCGACGUCUGCUGUAUGCGCAUGCGUAGAUGCGCUCUCUUGUUUCGAAACAGAAGUGAGCGACGAAACGGCUGGCCAUCCUAAAAAUAAUAUACCCUUAGCGUACUUUAUCUUGAGAAGCAGUAAUAUACCCUGUAUCUGGAGCAUCUCUCCGCGGUCAACAAUAGGGAGUAUUAGGAAUCGAAAGGCAUGACCUUGGAUUCCUUUUCCGUGUCGCUAUGAGCGUGGCAACAGCCGAUUGGUUGAUAGCAAAGGAAUCUAAGGGCGCUUUCCUGUGAGGUCCCUUUCACCACCACCGUUAUAGUAGGGGUCAGUAUGCAUCCUGGGCCGACUUCAAGGGAUCUGUGAAGACGUCUAGAAAUUCUGUCACUCAGUCUCAGCGGCAACGCGAGUGCCGCCCUGACAGAAAUUAGACAUAAAACAAAUAACAUCCAGACACGACUUGAGUAGAAAACGAAGGCUUUCAAUUUCCCCACGGGCCGUGCCUCACAAUUAAUUCACAAAAAGAAACGCUCAAAGGAUGUUUGUAUAUACGCUUAGUCUAUCUCAUCGGAUGUUAUUUCUGCUUUCAGCACGGCGCUCACAAGUGAUGAGGAAGUUUCCCCGACGUCAUAACACUUGAGUCCAUUGAUAAAGAAACCGUUUUGCUUUUAGUAAACACUUGAACAUGG
Messenger RNA from Ornithodoros turicata, 3981 nucleotides. Its product is annotated as O-acyltransferase like protein-like. The transcript has 16 exons. The record is from RefSeq and is a predicted model, not a curated record. Gene Ontology annotation, molecular function: acyltransferase activity, transferring groups other than amino-acyl groups. NCBI's taxonomy places the organism in Eukaryota, Metazoa, Arthropoda, Arachnida, Ixodida, Argasidae. The coding region runs from base 256 to 2409 and encodes 717 amino acids.